Pelagomonas calceolata is the source of this 935-nucleotide messenger RNA. Lineage: Eukaryota; Pelagophyceae; Pelagomonadales; Pelagomonadaceae. The record is from the annotation of a GenBank genome assembly.
GGUGAUCGCCCUGAUGACGCUGUGCUGCUACAACCUUGGUGGAUGGGUGCCUGAGCACCUCGCGAGUGCUGGCUGCGCGACGCAGGGCGACGGCGUAAUGGCGCACGGAUGCUAACAAUAUGAUAGCUCAGCAGCGCACAAACAAGCAACUGAGAGAGCACCAAGUCUUGCAAAGUUGCAAGCCAUCGACGGAACCCGUACGCAAGACGGCGGCUCCUCUUUGAUAGUUUAGGAUUCUUGUGGCCCGUUGUAUCUCCCCGAGGCCGUAGCAGACGGCAGGAGCGAUUCGUCAAAACUCAGUUUUCAAUGUGUGCUGGCUAGCUUAUCCAAGCUCUGGGCGGCACGCGCGUGCAUCAAUACGUGCCACCACGACAUACAACUGCUCUCAAGACACCGCGUUUUCGACCAGCGACGCCGCGCUGGCAAAAAAACUACGCAGCUAGCAGUAAUCAUGGCUCGGCGCUGCUUGCUCUCCUUCGCACUGCUGCAAACGGCCGCCGCGCUGGCCCCGGUCGUGCCCAGGCACCGAUCCCUGACGCGGCCGACGCGGCUGCGCGGCAUGUUCGACUUCAUUGCGGACGCUUUUAAAAACGAGCAGUUCGACGACCGCCGCGCGACGGCGCGCCACAUCCUCGUCAAGACGCUCGACGAGUGCGAUAGCGUCAUGGGCGAGAUCGCCCAGGGGAUGCCCUUCGCCGACGCCGCGGCGAAGUUCUCGACCUGCCCGAGCGCCAAGAGCGGCGGGUCGCUCGGGUCCUUCGAGCCCGGGAAGAUGGUCCGGGAGUUCGACGAGGUCUGCUUUGAUCCGGACGUGCCGGUCGGCGAGGUGACGGGCCCCGUGCGCACGCAGUUCGGCUACCACCUCAUCCUGGUCGAGGACCGGUUCCAGAACAUGGACCGGACCGAGGGGUCGGGCGUCUUCUAAAGAUAAAUAC